AGAUAGAUAAUAUUAUUGAACAAGGUUAAAGAUUUAACUAGAUCAAGUUAGUGAAAAUAGGAAAAUGUUAUUAGAAGCCUUAGAAAUAUUACAAUCUGCUGGUGAAGAUGAAAAUACCUAUGUUACCGAUUUUGCCUUAUAUAAGGUCAUUUAUAUAUUAACUGUUUAUGGACCAAUAUUUAUGGCUACUUUUCUGCUAUCUCAAGAAUAUUUAGGGGAGAAGAUAGCCUGUUUCCCUCCUGAGAAUUUUACAGACUCUCAAGCGGAUUCUGUAAAUGAGUUUUGUUGGAAUGGUGGAUUUUGUAGUAGUUCUGCCGAGGAAUUACAAGCUUUAAAGCAAGGAGUAAACGUUAGAACACUGUUUAGCCAACCGCAUAGAUACUAUCCAUUAUAUCUACCUUUACAAGCUUUAGUUAUGAUGUCACCAAUUAUCAUUUGGAAUGUUUUAACAAAAUCAAAGUUAUUAGCUAUUUUAAGGGCGACAGAGGAAUUUCUUGAAGAUUUAACAUCAAUUGUUCAAGACAAGGAUGAUAAGGAUACCAUUAAAUCUAGAGCCACGUCCCUUAUCAAACAAUUUCAUAAUACUUGCAUCUCAGCGUCGGAAGAUACCCAAUUGGCAAAAAUUUUAAUGAUACGUAUCGGAUGGGAAUUCUGUUUAAUAGUUGGGGGUAUUUUCUUACAGUUUAAAGUUUUCAAUCACAAUCCUAAGCAAUUUCAUUGCUAUCUUCCGAUGUUUAUUGAUGAGGAAAUAACUUGCACAGUACCAGUUUUAGAUUUAUUAGAUGUUAUUUGGAGUAUUGCUGUUGCUUGCUUAGUCUUAGCGCUUGGCCUAAAUUUGAUGUUUGCUUACAUAACUAUGAAGAUGCAUUUUGAAAUGUUUCAGCCAUUAUUCUUUAAUAGUCUACCAUACGGUGAUCAAGACGAUUUUAACGAAGAUAUUCAAUGGUCUGACAACUUUAUACAGCAUUCAUACGAGCUGUUAGUGAUGAUUUUCGAAGAAAAUAAUGCAGUUAUGACAAAAGCCUUUGUUCUUUCGGCAAUGAAACCUCCAAACCAGGCAGUGGAGCAGGAAAAAAAGGUUAGGAAACUUUUACAGUCUAGAAAAAAAAUUGAACAAAACAAUUCCGCAAACUUAACAGGACCAGUAGAGAAGAGAAUCUUUAAAACUGAGAGGCACCUACAGCCAAGAUGCACUUGUCGAGAUAAUAUUAAACCUACUAUGGAUAACCGCAUAAUGGAUAAUAUUGAUUUGGCAAUUUUUGAUCCAACUUUAUCCUCAAACACCGAAGAAAAUAACAUUGAAACUGUUGUUAAAAGUCAGGAAGAUCUGCUCAAAAAAAUUGAAAUUAUCUCCAAUAAGAACAGAAAUGAUAGGAUUGAUAAAAAUUCUUUCAAUGAAUAUCAAGUAAAUUUUGACGACGUGGAGAAAAAGGAAGAAAAUGCCAAAAGUUUAUUUGAUUUGUCGAUGGAGAAAGAGAUAAACAACUUUGAAUCAGCUUUAGAUAGUAGAUCGAACGAUCCGUGGGGAAACAAUUCAGGAUCAAAUGAGAAAAGCGACGAAAAUCCUUUUGAGGAUGAUAAAUUCGAAAGUGAAACCAAUUCUGAAUUCAAUCCAUUCGCAACCAUCACUGAAGAUAGUGAACCUUUCAAUCCUUUUCAAACUAUUCGAGAGGAUGAUAGCAAGUUAUCGUUUAACGAUUUUGAACAUUCAAUGCCGAUUGUUAAAAUUGGAGAGAAUGUUGUCGAAACCAAACGUCAAACGAUUAUACCGCUUUUACCGCCUCCGCCUAAAGUAAGCAGGGAACCUACGAUAUCAGAUGACGAGGAGACUGAAACAAUGAAUGAUAGUGAGUCGGACGCCGGUCAGAAUAUUAGGGAAAAUCCUUUUAAUAAAGAAUUAUCGGUUGACGAACAGAAAUAUGCCGAUUUUCAAUCGAUGAUUGAGGCAAAACAUAAAAUUACAGAAAAACUACAAGGUACAACAAGCCUUAAAGUAGAGGACGAAGGGGAGGAGGAGGCUUUAGCCCCAUUUUAUAUUCCAUAUACAGGAAAUGGAUGGAAGAUGCUUUUAAGAAUGCCAAUGAAAAAGAAAAUGACUGGAAAUAGAUAUUGGAAAGAAUGUUUUGUUAAAAAGAGAAUUGUCAAUAAUAUUCCAACAGUUACUAUUUACGAGAAGGAAAAUACUCAGAUUAUAUGUGAAAUAGACUUGAAGCCAACAUAUCAACUUAGUGAUAUGAAUCUUGAAGCCUUUGAUCAAUUCGGAAAAUGUCAUACUAUAAAACUAUAUAGUGUCCUUUAUAGAGAACGUCUUGGGGUAAAGGCUGAACGAAUAGCACCAACUUUAGGAGAUAUCGUCCGGGUUAAAGAUUUAAAAGGUUUAAAGGAUUUGGUACAUAAACCAAAAACUACAAUGAUAUUCGAUCAACACGCUCAGAAUAGUGAAUUAGUGAAAUUAGGAUGCCUAGAUUAUGAAUCAAUUAAAACUUUUAGCCGGCAAAUAGAAGAUGAAAUGAUGAAACUUCAACCUCUGGAAACUGCAAAUCGUCAAUCUUAUACAACAAAUGAAAUUACAAUAGAAGUAAUUGAUGAAUAUUUUGCUCAGUUGGAUACCGAGAAUCGUAUAGAAUUUCAUAAAUCAAGAGUUAGGGUUUUUUGUCUCUCCUUUUUAAAUGGUGAUCCCUAUUGCGAAAUAGGAAUGAACGAUAGGAGUAGACAAGGUAAGGAGGUUGUUGGUAGGAAAGACAUCAUUCCAAUAAAAACAGAGGAAUGGAUCAAUAUUGAACAAAUGGAAUUUCAUGUGCUUGUUGACCUUGACGAAUACGAAAAAACUAGAUUAAUUAAAUUUAAACCGAUGGAUGCUGUUCGAUUUGAAUUAUUUAGGUUUAGGACAAGACAACAGUUGAACAAAGAGCUACCUCUUCAAGUUAGAGUAUCCCUUAUGAUUACUGAUGAAAAGGCUGAAAUGAGAUGCGAAGCGGUUGUCUCACAAUUUUGGACAAUGUCUAGGAAAGCUAACCAAACGCCUUGCCAGGACAUUUGCAUAAGGUUGCCGAUUCCGGACGCUUGGGUCUAUAUGUUUAGAGUUGAAAAGAGGAAAUGGAAUUUUCACCAAUCAGUCGGUUCAGUUCAUUCAACUAUAAGGAAACCAGGAAAAAUUAAGGGAUUAGAAAGACUAAGCCAAUUGGCUCAAGGUCUCUUAGAGCCAUCUUUAAUAGAAGUUUCGUGCGGUCAGGCGAAAUAUGAAAAUAUAUUUAAAGCUCUCGUCUGGAGGAUCGAACAAUUGCCGAGAAUCAAUGAGGGAGCCUACAAACAACAUUUAUUAACUUGUACAAUGGAUUUUGGACCACAUGAUAUUAUACCAGAUUCUUUUGAUAAGCAGGCGUCAGUGGAAUAUCAUCAGAGCGACUCGUGCGUUUCUCUGGCUCAAGUCCGUUCUAUAGGCGUAUCUAGCCAGGACACAACCGAUAAAUGGGUUAAGUACACUGCUAAGUAUGAGUAUCGAGUAGAAAUUGAUAUUGAUAGAAAGACAAACAAGAGUGGUCUUGUGGAAAAGUUGGGAACAUCUAGUGAUGAAGAGGGAUCGGAUACGGACUUGAAAUAG
Molecule: messenger RNA, 3601 nt
Organism: Dimorphilus gyrociliatus
Lineage: Eukaryota; Metazoa; Annelida; Polychaeta; Dinophilidae
Source: the annotation of a GenBank genome assembly